Molecule: messenger RNA, 1123 nt
Organism: Paramecium sonneborni
Lineage: Eukaryota; Ciliophora; Oligohymenophorea; Peniculida; Parameciidae
Source: the annotation of a GenBank genome assembly
CAAUGUAAGAACUCUUGGCUUAAAAAUAUGCUGAAUUAUCUUAAAAUGUUUUAGAAAACGUCGAAUUUGCUUAAGCAGGUAAAAAUUAAUCUAUUAUGUAGAGGAAUUAUAUAAAGAGUUGUUAAAAAACUUGAGUGAAGAGCUUUCGAUUGAAUAAUUAAAAUAAUUAGGAAAUUAAUUGGUAUAUAAAAAGAAAUAUAAUUUUAGGUUGACUUUUAAUUAGCAAUAUAGUAGGAUGAAUUUAUUUAAAGAAAGAGAGCAAAGGAAGAAACAUUGGAUAAAGAAUAAUUAUUACAUAAGGAAUAUCCAAACUUAUAAGAUAAAUUAUUAAAAUUAAAAUAAAAUUGCCAAGAGAUAGAUUAAAGUGCAAAAAAAAUAAAUGAGACUCUUAAAAAAUUACCAGAAAUAGAAGAAGCUAAUAGAAAAUAAAUGAAAGAUAAAUUUUAUGUUGAUGUAAAAGAAGUAAAGGAUAAAAUCCAAAAAGAAGAAUGUGAUGCCUUAAAAUUUGCUGAAGAAAAUUUAAAGUAUAUGAAUUUUCAAUAUAAUAGAAUUCGUGAAGAUAUGUAAACAUUAAUUGCAUAAUAUGAAUAAAAAGAAAAGGAUUUUUGGGAAAAAGUUAAAUAGAAUGAAGAGGAAUAAAAAAAUGAUACUAAAAAAUAUAUGGAAAAAUUCGAAAAGAUGUAGGGGGAUGCUUAAAAGGCAAUGCAAGAAAAAUAAUUAAUUUAAGAUGCAUAAAAGUAAUUAAACGAUAAGAAAAUGAAAUUAUAAGUCUAUAAAGGAAAAUAAAAUGAAUUUAUUGAAACUUUCGAAAAAUCAACUAGUACAUUUUAAAGUUUGACAGUUGAAUUUGUAAAAUUAGCCUUUAAAUCUAAAGAGGAUGAAGAAAAAUAUAAUUUAAAUUAAUAAAGAGCUGAUAAAGCUAAUCUAUUAUCACUUGAAAUAGCAUAAAUAGUAUUUUUUAUCAUAAUAAUAAGAAUGUUGAUUUAAAAUAAUCAAUUGAAAAUAUCGAAAAGGAAAAAGAUAAAUUAAGGGCAGAAAUCUUAGAACUUAAUAAUCAAAAAAAACUUUAAAGUUUAAAUUAAUAACAGUAAAAAAGUAAUGGUGAAAAUUGAUUUAAAUCGGG